AUUUUAAGUCCUAUUUUACGUACUGUGUAUGUGAUAUAAAUUUAUUUCAAACUCUAAGUACAACUGUAAGGAGCGCGUCGGAUCCCUGGGCAUACAACGCAGCGAGAGAAACGAAGAAAGGGAGAGAGAGAAAGAGAGAAAGAUCGUGGGUAAGGGCCAGGGGUGUCAGGGGAUCUCGAGCAACUUGGCACGUCCGUGUACGGAGGCAACAGUGCUGGUGGCAGCACAGACGCUCGUUGAUGAGCGAACAAUUCACUUUGGUGCGCGGUUUCGCGACGUUGUUUCGUCUCAUCGGUGCCGUGAAAUAAGGGUGUGCAUAUGUACGUACGCAACGAAGCGAUAAAAUGUGUCUGUGACAUUUUUACCUGUUCGCUUUUCUUAAGUUAAAACGGUCAAGUGUCGUUGCGGUGGCUCGAAGAGUUCGUGGCUGGUGCGCGCCGUGCGUGCGGUUGAUCGGAGCGUAUACCGCUGUUCUCGUCAAUUUGGUGGGAGAGUGAGAGUGAGAGGGAGGAGGGGUUUCCCGUCCUCCUCUUCUCUCGCUAAAAUCGGCCGGAUUUUUGAACAGGGAGGAAAAACGAAUAAUCUUGAUACAAAAAUAUGGAGAUAUCGAAGAGUUUGCAGGAAGAAAUACUCACUGUGCAAACUAAACUGAAAAAUGCCAUACGCGAUCAUCAGAUCUGCGUGGGCAAACUGAAGGAUGACCCGAACAAUACAGACAUCCUUGGUCAGAUACAAAAGAUUCACUUGCACAUCGUGUCUUUGGGAAGGUGCCAGAAGCAAGUUGUCCAGCGGCUGCGCAAAGAGGUCGAAACAUUCAAAGCGGAGAAUGCGAACGGGGCGAAAGUUUCCAUCGCGUCGCUUCUCGGCUUGAACAACAAUAAUCAUAUUACGAAUAACAAUGAGACAAAACUUAAGACCGGCAAUGACUUCACCACGAAGAGUUCGAAAGAGGACUACGAGGAGAUCGUUAGAAACGGGGAUGUUCUCUUGCCUAGGAGGAAUCCCGCGCCUACCAAGGAACGGCCCAGUUCGGUGGAAACGAUUUCCGGCGAGGAUGACGUUAUUGAGGUUUCUAUGGACGAGAAUUCCAAUGAGAAAUCCGAGAAGGAUGACCCGGAUGAUUGUAAAAUCGAAUCGACCGAAAAAAUUAAUUUCCUAAAUGCUCUUGGUCUCAUUACGACCACAACGUGCGCUGAAUUGCAAAAUAAAAGGGCCGAAAGGAAACGUCGCAGCACCGCUAAUCCGCAAUUUGUUUAUUCCAGUCUCGAAGUGCCAACGAAACGAAAGAGACACUCGUACCUGCAAUCUGGAAAUGUUCCGCAAACUCGUCAAACGACCGCUCGCAUGAAUGGUCCAUCGCCACCUCCUGUAAAAGUUGUGCCACCAAAGUCUACGUCGCCACCAACGCCAAGGACAGUGAUGAAAUCUUUGAUUCCGGUUCAAAAGUCCACCACGCGUCCAAAUAUUCUUAGGAGUGUAACGGAAAGUAAAGUUUUUCCCAAUAAGAAUAAGGUUGAGAAUGGACCCAGUCAGAUUCAGUUGCCAGUACCUACUGUAAAGUCCGUUCAUUCGGUUGGCAACAAGGCGGUUCAUAUACCAGGGUUACCUUCCAGUCUCACUAUCGAGAGGAUCAGCAGUGAUUCAGCAGUCUGUAUAAGUUGUAGGAAUCCAGGUACAUUAACGGUAUGCGAAAACUGUGCAUCAAAUUACCACGUGUCCUGCCAUUCUGUUUCACCGGCACCACCGAGAAUAUGUCCCAAGUGUGCUCUAAUAGAAGAGGAAGAAAUUGAAGACGGUGAUGACGGGGAGGAGGAAGACGGAGGACGCCCAACGUUUAAAAAGGACGAGGAAUUCGCUACAGCAACGCACGCGCCAGGAAUUAUUAGGAAAGCAAGAGAAGACGCAGAGAUCUAUAAAGCGGCUUGUGGACUUCAUAAAACUGAUGCAACUCAGAAAAAGCGGGGAUUCACCGCUUCCAUCGGCAUCAGUCAACUUCCUUCCUCAACUUUCCUCAUCCCAAUCUCCUCCAAUAGCGUCAACCAGUCGGACAUUGGGUCUUCUGCAACAAUCAACAGUGACCAUCGAGAAAGUUCCAUGUCCUACUCCUCCAUCGUCCUCAACCAGCUGCCUCGAUCGAGUAUCGCCUAUAUCGACAGAGCAGAGCCUCAAGUGUCCUACGCCUAUCAGCUACCAGUCACCAGUGUUCAGUCAGAAAAGCAUCAAUCAUACCUUAUCGUUAAAAAAAUCACAGAACCAAUUAGAAGAACGAGUCAGUCUUCCGACGACCAAAAUCACGCCACAGUGCUCAACUAUAAACUGCCAACCACAUCAGGCUACAACUCUCGCAUUCAGACAGAAAUCGCCGUCUCCGACUCCGCUAUGCUCAUUGGUAAACAGUUGUCUGACGCCGUCAGUCGUAACCGUAAGAAGCAAACAAACCGCGCAGUACCCGCCCUCAAUCGGAUCAUCGACGCAGAGAAUCUCUCCAUCACGGCCAAAUAUCAGUUGGAACGAACAAGUCUCAACGGAAGGAAGUCCAGAAGCAGGCAGCCAAGGAAUAAAUUCGGUAUCAAUCAACUGCGAUCUGCCAGAGCCACAGAAAUCCUAUUGCCUUCCUACGAUAGUACAGAAUCCGAUAAACAGCUACAAAUUACAAAAUCAACCGAGCCAGAGGAAACAACCUUGUUCAGUAGUCGUCCAAAGUACAGGCCAAGAACCGGUGGUCUUCUCCACUCAUUGUUCUCAGGCCAUAACAAGUCCUAUAUCCUCACCGAUAAUUCUCGAGAAUCAAGAGACGUCGGCGCAGCUAACAAAGAUAUCUCAGUCGGUCGGCAACAGUUGUAUCAUCAAAGCUACCAGCUGGAAUCAGGCGAACGAAACGAGCCUACGGUCCAAUUACAACGUGGUGCCCUCACAAAAUUCUUCGAGCACGUGAAAUUGGAAGAAGCGCAUAUACCAGCGCCAUCUAGAGCAAAGCUAGUAUACAAAAGCGGUACUACUUCCGAAAGGAAUGAACUCGAAGUUACCGAAAUUGCGGAUGAAGACACAAAUAGUAGCGAAUAUGCCACCAAGACACCUCUGUCAUCCAGCAACUUCGAAGAUGAUUUCGUUGGUCGGGAGAUCAAACAGAACAAUUGGCUCUCGAGCAAGAUUAUAGUGAAGAAAGGACAAAAGAAUGACACGAUUAAGAGCGCUGAAUCGCAUGAUUCUGCUCCUUCAAAGUCAAUCAGAUCGAGCGACUUUGUCACAUAUGAACGUAAACACGGUAAUACGUAUGUGAGAGUUGAAUGUGGACCUGACGACGAGGAGGAUAAUGCAUUGACUGGUACGUUUCCAACCGAUGUAAAUUAUACGAGACGCAUUGGACCCCUGACGGAAAUUGUAUCUGAGAAUCGGAAGGAUCGGCAAGACUCAGCAUCUCUGUGUAACGCACAAAAUAAUUUCUUGGAGCUUCGUAACGAGGUCUCAGUUCCUGAUGAUAAGGCUGAUUCCGAGAGACAAGACUUAUCUAGUGGCAGACGUUCGACCAGCAGCAGCAGCGGUAGCAGUACCAGCAGUAGUAGUACGAGCGACAGCGAUACUCCGGAACAAGCGAUGAACGAUUCUAUUAAGUACUCUCGACGACGAUUAUCCGGAAACGAAUACAAGGAACGUCUGGGCAUUACUGCUGUAUCCCCGGAGAGUAUGCAAGUGCUCGAGCAAUUUGAAUCAGCUAUGCUGGAAACAGGAUGUAGCAAUGCUGCCACUUGCUAG
Messenger RNA from Eufriesea mexicana, 3753 nucleotides. RefSeq names its product serine-rich adhesin for platelets. Bases 598 to 3753 code for a protein of 1051 amino acids. Lineage: Eukaryota; Metazoa; Arthropoda; Insecta; Hymenoptera; Apidae. The transcript is spliced from 9 exons. The record is from RefSeq and is a predicted model, not a curated record.